CAGAGCGACGCGUGGUCGCCGUUCACGAUCACGGAGGAGGAGAUCGUGGAGCUCCUGAUCACGGUCCCCGACAAAUCCAAGGAGAGGACGCGCUGAACCAGGUUGAUGUGCCGGACAGCCUGAUGAAGCAGCAGCUCGAGACGCUGCUGGCGGGGCAGCCAGUCGACGCGGUGACUGCCUGGCGCGCCACGAGCCGCAAGGAUGUCGACGAGGCCACCGGGAUCACGCAGCUGAUGCUGCCGAACGGCGCCAGGGUCAACUACGCGUGCACGACCAACGAGUCCCAGGGGACCAUGCGGAUCCUCGUGCCCGGAGGGCGCAGCGCCGAGGAGCCGGGCGAGAUUUGCUCGGCCAUGGUGGGCAUCCGGACCGUCUCUGAGUCAGGCGCUGUGAGCGACUUCGCACGUGAUCAGAUCGAGCUCUUCGCCAUCUCCAACGGCAUGAGCGUCCACCUCGAUACACCUCCUCCUACGUGGAUUCCUCUUUCACGCUGGGCGACAACGGCUUGGUGGCCGUCCUCGAGUUGCUGCACCUCCUGUUCACAGAGCCGCGGUGGGAGCUGCCGGCCUUCGUUCGCGCUCAGCAGGCAUACAAGGCGCAGGCGUACUCAGUGGAGAAGUCCAUGGAGAAGAGCACCAUGGAUCGAUUGA
Messenger RNA from Prorocentrum cordatum, 650 nucleotides. The record is from the annotation of a GenBank genome assembly. Lineage: Eukaryota; Dinophyceae; Prorocentrales; Prorocentraceae.